GUUGUGGUGGAGCUCGCCCUCUUACGUCAACCGUACAGAAUGGUUCUCCAUAUAAAUACCUCCCCCCACCGGCAGAUUUCUCCAGUGCCGGUGAACCUCCAGAAACUGUCGAUCAUUGUAUUUGCUCACUUCAGAUACCUCAUUUCUACAAUAUGGCUCCCUCGACUCAGAAGCAGUGGACCGUCCAGAACAAGGAGGAUGGCUUCAAUGCCCUCAAGUUCGCCGAUGCGCCUGUCCCCAAGGUGGGCGAGAACGAGGUUCUCGUGAAGUUUCACGCUGCCUCGCUGAAUUACCGUGACCUGAUCAUCCCUCAGGGAACUUAUCCCUUCCCUCUCAAAUUCCCGGUGGUGCCUGGCUCCGACGGUGCCGGUGAGGUCGUUGAGAUUGGGUCCAAGGUCUCGCAGUUCAAGAAAGGAGACAAGGUCGUCACCCUCUUCAAUCAGCUGCACCAGUACGAUCCCAUCGACCCGAAAGGCACCAGCUCUGGCCUUGGUGGAGUGAUUGACGGCACUCUGCGUCAGUAUGGAGUUUUCAACGAGAACGGCCUUGUCAGAGCCCCGAGAAACCUGAACUACCUUGAAUCCAGCACUCUCUCGUGCGCAGCGCUCACCAGCUGGAACGCCCUCUAUGGCAUUAGACCUCUGGUGCCUGGACAAUUCGUGUUGGUGCAGGGAACUGGCGGCGUCAGCAUGUUCGCCUUGCAGUUCGCCAAAGCCGCUGGUGCCACGGUUAUUGCUACUACCUCAUCGGACGAGAAGGCUAAGAAGCUGAAGCAGCUGGGCGCCGAUCACGUCAUUAACUACAAGACCGAGCCCAACUGGGGUGAGGUUGCCCGUAGCCUCACUCCUGAUAACGUCGGUGUCGAUCACAUCGUCGAGGUCGGCGGUAGCGGCACCCUCGAACAGAGCUUCAAGUGCAUCAAGUACGAGGGUGUGAUCAGCAUCAUUGGAUUUGUGGGAGGUGCCGACCCCAAGUCGCAGCCUCCGGUUCUCGCGACUCUGAGCAACAUCUGCACGGUGCGGGGUAUCUAUGUUGGCAGCAAGGCCAUGAUGAACGAUAUGGUCAAGGCAAUUGAGGCCAAUGACAUUCACCCGGUUGUGGACGAGCAAGUCUUCACUCUGGAGAAGACGAAGGAGGCCUAUGAGUACAUGUGGGCCCAGAAGCACUUCGGAAAGUUGACCAUCAAGAUCGAGUGAAUCACGUCCACGGCUACAAAAUCUAAAACGAGUGUAUGAGUAACUAAACGUAUAAUUCAUUAGUUAAAGAAUGAGAAUUAUUGUGUAAUCCAAG
Aspergillus saccharolyticus JOP 1030-1 is the source of this 1290-nucleotide messenger RNA. Its product is annotated as zinc-dependent alcohol dehydrogenase family protein. Gene Ontology annotation, molecular function: oxidoreductase activity. The coding region runs from base 153 to 1196 and encodes 347 amino acids. The transcript is spliced from 4 exons. The record is from RefSeq and is a predicted model, not a curated record. Lineage: Eukaryota; Fungi; Ascomycota; Eurotiomycetes; Eurotiales; Aspergillaceae.